CCUCCAGAAUAUCAAAACCAAAGCCUUAGAAUGUCGAAAAUCCUCGCCGCCGUUUUCGCCUUCGUUGCCAUCUUCUUCAUCCUUGGCAACGCCGCCCCUGCCCCGCCCACUCAGGUCCUGGAUGCCCAGACCGCCAUCCAAAAGAUAAUCGCUGCCUACAACCGCAUUCCAGGACCUUCGGUUGUCUACCCUUGGGAGGUGGCCACCUUGAUUGACCCCAACACCUUUGUGGCCCACUACUAAGGACCUCAACUCUGCUACCUGUCUACCUGUACCCAAAUGCCCAAAUAAAUUGUAAAGAAAUAUAAGUUAAACCAAACA
Molecule: messenger RNA, 321 nt
Organism: Drosophila rhopaloa
Lineage: Eukaryota; Metazoa; Arthropoda; Insecta; Diptera; Drosophilidae
Exons: 2
Coding region: 31-243 (70 amino acids)
Source: RefSeq, a predicted model, not a curated record